CUGUCUCGAGGUGCCACCUGGUAUGUUCUCUACCGAAACGAGAAACAAGGAGCCUUCGGAGCGGAUGACAGAUGCCUGAGGGACAACAGAUGAGUGACGUGGUCGACGGAAAGGCCGUGUUCCGCUUCCGCUACGGUCAUGGCCAGGAAAGGAACGCGACGUUCACAUUCAAAUCUUCUGACGGGAGAAAUUAUAACAUGUACGAGGCUCAGCUGGAUGGCGCUUCAAGUGUGGCAAAGUACGACCUGCUGUACGUGGACUGUGCCCACUGCAAGUUCAUGAAGGACCAGCGAAGCUCCAAAUGUCUGAUUUCGGUGCGAGAAUCCUCCCUCCGGCAUGGCGUGCCCCAGCAUUGCCACUUUCUCUACGACCUGCUCUGCGGGACAUCGCCAAAGUACCAGGUCUCGGACUCCAGCUGCCUCAACGUUGGUGCGAAAUUGGGCUAAAGGAGUUCAAGACGACAAAUAUCUCGCUAGGACAGCCCCUUGGAC
Messenger RNA from Dermacentor silvarum, 491 nucleotides. RefSeq lists its product as uncharacterized. Lineage: Eukaryota; Metazoa; Arthropoda; Arachnida; Ixodida; Ixodidae. The record is from RefSeq and is a predicted model, not a curated record. Bases 72 to 446 code for a protein of 124 amino acids. Gene Ontology annotation, molecular function: amine binding. Gene Ontology annotation, biological process: symbiont-mediated perturbation of host defenses. The transcript has 4 exons.